CUCUGCCGUCAUGAAGUCGUUUCUUGUAGCUGUUCUCCUUGUUGUGCCUGUUGUUGCUCAUCUGGCCUCAGGGAAGAAGCUCCGCUGGUGCACGCUUUCCCCCCUGGAGCAGAAGAAAUGCUCUGAGCUCUCCAAAGCGCUUCUGUCUGCUUUAUCACCUGUCUCCAGCAGCCCUUUUAAGAGGGUUUCUUGUAUCCUAGCCCACAACACUUACGACUGUAUCAACAAGAUUCGGGAGAAUAAAGCUGAUGCAGUUUCCUUGGAUGCUGGAGAUGUAUACUCUGCUGUGAAGCUAUAUGGCUUGACUGUGGUGGGCAAGGAGAUCUAUUUGGGAGGUAACUGUGUGUUUGCAGUGGCUGUGGCCAAGCGUGGAACGCUGGAUCUCCAAAGGCUCAAAGGAAUCCGAAGUUGCCAUAAUGGAGCUAGGUGGACUUCGGGCUGGAACAUUCCCAUGGGCUUCCUCUUAGCUAGAAGUGAUCUGAUGUGGGUCUCAGGCCAGCCCCUCAGCCACGCGAUCAGUGGUUAUUUCAAUGCCAGUUGCAUCCCUGGUAUCGGAGCCACCUAUCCUAAGCUCUGUGCUCUCUGCCAAGGGCCGAAGUCGUACAUCUGGGACAAGAACCAUUUCUGCGAGGCCAGCCAUCGUGAACCCUUCUAUGGCUCAGAGGGCGCCUUCAGGUGCCUGAAGUUGGGGCUGGCGGAGGUGGCUUUCGUGGAUCACCUCACCGUCAUGAGUGCGACAGACUUGGAACAGGAGGAGUACGAGCUGCUGUGUCCUGAUGGAUCCACUGCGCCUUUGAUGGCCUACUCUACUUGCAACCUGGGCAACGGACCAGGCCGCGCAAUUGUCACACGCCACAACUUGCAGAAGAUAGUGAAGAAAUUUCUCCAGGUCAUUCAGCACCUGUUUGGAAUCAGAGGAAAAGAAAAGGCCAGAUUUGAGCUCUUUGCAUCUGCACCGUUCAGAGGGAGGGAUCUGCUGUUCCUCGAUGCCACUCAGCACCUGCAGCUGCUGGGAGAAGAGACCAAGAUCAGCCAAGUUCUUGGCCUGGACUACGUCACCCUCCUGCAGGGUUUGGGACAUGAAGGGAGCUCUCUGUCCAACAGCCUGGUGCGCUGGUGCUGUAUCAGUGACCUGGAGCUCCGUAAAUGUGAGGAAUGGGCUCUGAAUGUCAGGACUGACCCCCUGGUCUGUGUCCAAGCAGACUCCAUGAUCAGCUGCAUUGAGCUCAUCAAGAAAAACGAGGCAGAUGCUGUCACACUGGAUGCCACCCAUGCAUAUUUUGCGGAGACCUGCGCGCUCGCCCCUGUGGCUGCAGAGUGUUACAGAGAAGAAUGUGCUCCCACAAGGGAGGAACCCGACCUGUUGACCCACGUUGGGGGUCUUCCUCCACUCUACUCCGUAGCCCUGGUGAGAAAGGCCAACCAGCAAGUGAACCGAUACGCCCUGAGGAGAAAGCGCUCCUGCCACAGCCAUGUGUACAGCCCAGGAGGGUGGCUGCUGCUUUCACAGUACACAGUUGGGGCCCUGGAGAACGGCAGCAGCGCCUGCAACCUCACCUCUGCAUACCAGAAUUUUUUUUGGAAAGGCUGCAUGCCAGGAGCUAGUGGAAAUCUGUGCAAAGUGUGCAUUGGACAAGAGGGGAGAGUCAAAGGGUCCUCCAAGUGUGCAGCUAAUCAUCAUGAACGGUACUAUGGCAAUCUGGGGGCCCUCAGAUGCCUCUUGGGUGAUCCCACUGGCAGAAGCUUUGGUGAUGUGGCUCUCUUGGAACAUCAUAACCUACUUCAGAACAUUGAAUUUCUGACUAGCUCAGGAUGGGCCACCGGCUACUCUCCCGGAGAUUUUGAACUUCUUUGCCCAGACGGGAGCCGAGCAGCCAUAACGGCUUGGAGGACCUGCAACCUGGGCUGUGUUCCUCCCAGUGUUGUGGUGACUCGACCAGUGACUGUCACUAAGGUCCAGGAUUUCCUGGCAAAGGCCCAGGAAUCAAGUAAGAACAGCCGUUUUCAGGUCUUUGAGUCACUGAGAUAUGGAGGAAGUGACCUGCUCUUCAAAGACGCUACUCAAGGCCUCAUCUUCACAGGCCAGUUGGACUUCAAGUCGAUUCUUGGGCAGUCUUUCUUUCAGCUUGCUCAAUCCGUCUUCAGCUGCACCUCUGCAGGUAUCCUAGACUUUUGCGAACUGGAUACUUGUACCUCUUCCACACAGCCUUGAAGUUAUCCAGAGAAGCUCCCGCCAACUAUGCCAGCUAAAAGAAGAGGGAGACACUUAGACAAGCUUUUACUGUCAUCGAUUCUGGUUUAUGGAAUUUCCCCAUUUUCUUAUCCAGCGUCCAAGUGUCCUUCAGCAUCUAUUGGAAAAUCCGUUUUUGAAUCUAUCCUACUGAUACGUUAGCCAAUGGAAGGCAUUCAUGCAAUGGAUUAACUCUCACUCCCCCUCCCCUCCAUCUCUAGGAUACACAAUCCCAACCAGGUUUUGACUGCACCUGCCACCUUUUCAGCGCUACCCUGUCUGUCCUCUGCCUUCCAUCAGGAGAGAGAGAGGCUGGUUUGGGAACUCCUGCAUCUCCCUCUGGUUGCUUCCCAUCACUUCUGCAUUCAGAAUUGAUUUGUCCAUUUUUUCUGAGUCAAAAUUCCAUCUGAAUUGAAAAGAACUGGUUGAGACAAUGGCACAGCUCCAAUUUCCCCAGUCCCUGGCAAGAAGCCACCUUGGAACCCCAGGAGCUGUUUCUCUGGCUUUAGCAGGAUGUAACAGCUGGGACCCUCCUCUUAAUCCUCCCCUUGACCGAAGAAACAUCCCAAAGUUUAUUCCAAGGACACACUAAAGCUUUUUGUUGUCCAGCUGCUCUAAACACAAAUGCAUCUGCCUCAGUGAUGAGCCCCCCCCCCCAAACUGAGCCAGGUUACUAGCAGCUUUAUGGCCGUGUCCUCUGCUGAGCAACCAUGUGGGCACCGUGCCACUCGCCUUUGCUUUCUUCCUAGGCUGGUUGAUAACAGUGGGAUUUCUUGGAGGUGUUCCCUCCUGAGGUCAGUCAACAUGGUCAGCAAUUGCAGGGGGUAUUAAUUUUAUAGCGCUGUUCCCCCUCCACCUGAAAAAACAACCCAGCCCUUUCUAGAUUCUGCACCCGGUGUAAUAGUUCAGCUAAAUAAACAAGGCUAUCUCCAGAUCACUGCACAGCCAAGAAUUUCUGAGAGGUCCCUGGCACAUUAGAGGGGUGACAUUUCUGUGGUAGCUUACAAUAGCUAAUGGGCUCUGUAAUAAAGUUUGCAGAAAUGGUACUUGUACUUUACAACUAGGAGAGAGAACUAUCAGGUUGAUAGCAAUGCUCAUGAAGGUAGUCUUGAAGCCAAUUGAUCUGCCACCACUAUCCCUGUAACAUUCAGAAGUGGAAUUAAGGCUGUGAGCCACAAAUCCCCAAACAUGUCUUUCCAAACGAAGGGGAAUGAAGAGGGGAACAAAAACCAUAAUUGACGAAUACACAGAAAUGUGGAACGUACAAACUCACUAAACAGAAUCUAUUCCCAGAAAGUCAGGAAUCUCAGCAGCAGAGCCGAAUAUCAUCCAUAGGGGACAUUUCCAUUUAUGCUGAAGCAGAGUUGGUGGUACAGUAUUAACAAACAAACAUUUGCAUGUCAGUUCAAUUUGGGGCUUCAGACUUCAGAACAACGUACAGGAUUGCACUCUCAGUUUACUGUACUUAACAGUUUUGCUUAUAUUAAAAUAAUUGGAACAUA
Messenger RNA from Pantherophis guttatus, 3732 nucleotides. RefSeq names its product lactotransferrin-like. The record is from RefSeq and is a predicted model, not a curated record. Gene Ontology annotation, biological process: iron ion transport. Gene Ontology annotation, cellular component: plasma membrane; early endosome; recycling endosome. NCBI's taxonomy places the organism in Eukaryota, Metazoa, Chordata, Lepidosauria, Squamata, Colubridae.